AUGGCGCUGAAGCGUCUAAGGACGGCAGAUCAGCUUCGCAAGAUGCGGGAAAACUUCCAAGCUGGGGGAGAGGCGACGGUCUGCAGAGGAGAUUUCCAGGAAGCAAACGACAUGUGCGAGGAGCGAAUGGCGGACAUGGAAAAGGAGUGGUGCUCGACUCAGCAGCUCCUGAUCAAAGGAUCACUCGGAUUUUGCAUCUACCAUCAUUCCCGAUCCAUUCUCCGAGGCAUGCUCAGUGCAAGGCGAUGUCAGAAGCUGUCCGCUUCUGAGGUCAGCAUGCCUGAGGGGUGCAUGAUAAGAAUACAGACUCCACCUGAGGAGGAGAAGAAGAAGGAAGUUCUUCCGCAAAGCAUUGACAUUCACACCUUGAAGCAUGUGCUGGAGUACGCGCAGGAGUGCAAGCGCGAAGGCAACCUCAAGUUCCAGGAGGGCCUCUACGAGGAGGCCUUGUAUAUCUACUCACAAGCCGAUGAUGCCAUGAAGAAGUGGAAGGUGGCCAAACAUCUAAAGAACGAGGAGAAGUGGUUGAAAGACUACCAUUUGGCUUGCCUCAAGAACAAAGCGCAAGCAGCUUUAAAGCUGGAGCUCUUUCAGACCGCGCUGGAGGCCUCUGACGCGGCGCUAAGCAUCGACACGGAGGACCACAAAGCGUGGUACAGGAAAGUGCAAGCGGAGAAGGGCCUUGGCAGAUUCAAGGAGGCCGAGGAGUCGCUGGCAAAGCUAGAGGAUGUGGCCCAGUGGUGCCCCGACAGACGGCGCAUCCUGCGAGAUUGCGAGGCAGAGAGAAAGAGGAUCAAGGUGGCGCGAGUCAAGCAUCGACAAUCGACCCAAGAAAUGUUGGGUCGAGCCUUCGAGGCGGGAGUCUUCAGCAUUGACAGAGAUCGCGAGUUGGAGGAGGCUGCGAAGAAGUUGGAGGAGCCACCCGCGCAGAUGCAGGUCUCCACGGAGCAGAGGAAGAGCUUGGAGGCGCAGGCGCGACCGCUCGAACGCAAGAUCCAGCUGACUGCCGCACUGGUGCGCCUCUUAAGCAGCUGCCAGUACGGGACGUACCAUGGCUUCCGGAUGGAGCCGGCACCUACAUGGAAUGGUGAGAACCCCGAUUCCGAGUACAGGCUAUCUUCGGCGGGUAGAGGAGGCCUGACCAGUGACCAAACAAUCUCCGGCUUCGUCGCCUCCAAGAAAGCGGUUUUCAGCGAGCUGAAGCGCCAAGGCCUUGACUUGUUGGAGAUGUAUUUGAUGUUCAGAGGCAACGAUACGGGACAUCCCUCUGGCUACAACGAUGAGGAUGAUGAUGACGGGCCGGAGUAUCGGUACGAUCCGGAGACCGGAGAGACAUAUUUCCUUGACAAGCAGGAUGUGUUUGAGGACCUGCUUGAAAUGGGCGAGCAGGGCGCUAAUGAAAGGUUGAAAGGAAAGGGCAAGUUCAAGAGCAAGGGAAGCGGCUAUGGCCAUGUGAAAGGCAAGGACCAGACGCCAUCAAUGCAAGCAAAUCGGGCGUUGAUCCACGGAGCACCCGCAGAGGAGACGACAGACUCCAUCGCCAAACGGAACUUCGUCACCCACUUUCUUCAGCCCACAUGGGCAGUUGGGAAGGACCAGGUGGAGCAGAUUGUGUGGACAAUACAUGUCGUUUGCGAGAGAGAGAGUGAGAGAGAGAAAUGUCCAAGUCCAGCAGCUACUUGA
Molecule: messenger RNA, 1683 nt
Organism: Symbiodinium sp. CCMP2456
Lineage: Eukaryota; Dinophyceae; Suessiales; Symbiodiniaceae
Source: the annotation of a GenBank genome assembly